GACAGGACAUUGGCAGAAAACCCAAGAAUGUUCCUGUGGGGACCAGAAAACUUAAAAAUGACUUUAAAAUGGCCACAGGUGCUCCUGCCUCUGGCCACCCUCCCCCGUGGGACCUGGAGAGGAAAAAGAGCCAGACUGCUGUGGUCCUUUGUGUCCUGGGUUAGUGGGAAAGCAUGUCUGUGUCCCUGACUGCAAGGACAUGUGGACAUGGUGUUGCCAGGACAGGGCUUCCAAGAGGACCUAGGAAGGCACGUGGAGGAGUGUGCUGCCCGCAGGGGAACAGUGCACCCAGGGAAAGGGGCUGCAUGGGAAAGGGGCUGCAUGGGAAAGGGGCUGCAUGGGAAAGGGGCUGCAUGGUUGCCCCGGGACUGAGCUGUGCAAGUCUCAAAGUGGCAAUUUUGAUGUCUUAACCUCUCCAUGUUCUUACUGGCACCAUCCCCCACUCUUGCUUUCUGGUCUCAUCCCCACCCCUCCCGCCCGCUCAGGAGUUUCCUUCUCUUCUUUGACCUUUGGCUCCUCCUUAUUUCACUGGACCGGGAGCUUCAUUCUCCUGCCUGCUGCCCCUCCACCCCUGACACACUGUAACACUGGGUGGACAAAUCCCUCAACAGUGUCAUAUCUGACUUUUUUUUAUUAUUAUUCAUUGCAUGAUUUAUUUUUAGCCCGAAACAACUGCAUCCUAAAAAUGGAGUUCUUAAUGAGACAGAGGCUGGGAGAGCUAUGCAAGGUAUCUAGGGCUUGGCCUCCCAGCCUUCUGCCUGGCUCUCGCUCUGUGCGCAUGUGUGCAUUAAGCCUCCACAGUUUGUCCUGCACCCGAGACUACACAGCUGCAGGACCCAAGGAGGUGACAUCAGCCUCUUUGCUCCCUGCCCGGUUCAGCAAAGCCUCUAAGAGCCUCCCAUCCUGUCUCCCAUGAUUUCUGUUCUGGGGAGCGAGAAACAAGACUUUUCCCAAAUGAAGAGAACCCAUCUGCUCCUGGUGGGGGUUUAUCUGCUGUCCUUUAGCAGGGCAGAAGAGGGGCUGAACUUCCCCACGUACGAUGGGAAGGACCGAGUGGUCAGCCUUUCGGAGAAGAGCUUCAAGCAGAUGUUGAAGAGAUAUGAACUGCUGUGUCUCUACUACCAUGAACCGGUGUCUUCAGACAAGGUCUCACAGAAACAGUUCCAAUUGAAGGAGAUAGUGCUGGAGCUCGUGGCCCAGGUCCUGGAACAUAAAAACAUAGGCUUUGUGAUGGUGGAUUCCAAGAAAGAAGCCAAGCUUGCCAAGAGACUGGGUUUCAAUGAAGAAGGAAGCCUGUAUGUUCUGAAGGGUGAUCGCACGAUAGAAUUUGAUGGGGAGUUUGCAGCGGACGUCUUGGUGGAAUUUCUCCUGGAUCUCAUUGAAGACCCCGUGGAGAUCGUGAAUAACAAGCUGGAAGUCCAGGCCUUUGAGCGCAUCGAGGACCAGAUCAAGCUCCUCGGCUUUUUCAAGAAUGAGGACUCCGAAUAUUACAAAGCCUUCCAAGAGGCAGCUGAACACUUCCAGCCUUACAUCAAGUUCUUUGCCACCUUUGACAAGGGGGUGGCAAAGAAGUUGUCCUUGAAAAUGAAUGAAGUUGGCUUCUAUGAGCCAUUUAUGGACGAGCCCAGUGUCAUCCCUAACAAACCGUACACAGAAGAGGAGCUUGUGGAGUUUGUGAAGGAACAUCAAAGACCCACACUACGUCGCUUGCGCCCAGAGGACAUGUUUGAAACAUGGACCACAGGAGAAGACGACUUGAACGGGAUCCACAUCGUGGCCUUUGCAGAGAAGAGUGACCCAGAUGGCUAUGAGUUCCUGGAGAUCCUGAAACAGGUUGCCCGGGACAACACUGACAACCCUGACUUGAGCAUCUUGUGGAUUGACCCAGAUGACUUUCCACUGCUUGUUGCUUACUGGGAGAAGACUUUCAAGAUUGACCUGUUCAAGCCACAGAUUGGUGUGGUGAAUGUAACAGACGCUGACAGUGUCUGGAUGGAGAUCCCAGACGAUGAUGACCUGCCCACAGCUGAGGAGCUGGAAGACUGGAUUGAGGAUGUGCUUUCUGGAAAGAUCAACACUGAAGAUGAUGAUGACGAAGAUGAAGAUGAUGAUGGUGAUGACAACAAUGAUGAUGAUGAUGAUGAUGAUGAUGAUAAUUCUGAUGACGAGGAUAAUGAUGACAGCGAUGAUGAUGAUAAUGAUGAAUAGCUCCAGAUCUGGGUGAAUCUGAUGAGAACGAUAUCACAACUACCCCCGACCAUACAGAUGACCCAAGGGGGCAGCAAGCAGCGGUGCCCACACCCAGUCAGCUCUUUUCCUUUCUCCAGCAUCUUUUUCUAGUCAGUUCUUGGCAGGAGUGGUACAUUUCAGUGAAUGCCUUCCCAAACCCAGAAAUCCCACUCAGCAGGGACAGGAGGGGAGUGAUUCCCAUGCUGGCUUCUUUUAAGCAUCCAAGAAACAAACAGCUCUUGUUCUUUGCUAGACCAUCAGGGGUCAUGGAAUUCUGGGAGUCUGGAGAUAGUAUCUCCUGACACCUCUACUCAAGUUUACUUACUGUCUUUGAUUCCGAUAGUGACAGAAAUGACAGCUUGCUAUUAGUUCACAAACAGGGAGUGGACAUCUAAUCAAGAGCCCAGGAAGGUCACAUGAUUAUUCAAUUCAGCCCCCAAACCUAGAAUCUCAGUGAACUCAGACCCAAGCCUUUGGAUAACUAUUAGGAAUGCUUGAAAUGUAUGGGCAUCACCAUCAUUUUUAGAAUAUUAGGAUGCUGUGUGGGGGUCAGUUAACUCUCUGAAUGUCCCAACAGUUCGAAAGCCUCAUAUAUUCACCAGCAGUGAGAGAAGGGAGAGGCUGAAGGAUGAAAGGUUUUUCAUUUUUCUGAUGGAGACAGUCUAGGUCUCUGAAGGGUUUGUUGGCCGCCUAGUGUGAUCUGGGAACUGAAUGUCCCUUCUCUGUCCCUGCUAGUAAGUUGUCUCAUUCUGAGUUAAAAUUGCUUUAUCCAAUGGUCGAUUAACUCCCCAUUCAUCAGCACUCCUACAGUUGACCAGGGCAUCGAUAAUUAGAGUUCAUGAUGCCCUGAGGCACUGAGGAAAAAAAAAAUCCCAAGUGCCUUUUGAAUUGUCUGAAAGCAACAUUGUGCUUGGUAGUUUUAGUUGCUAAGUAAGUGUUAUAAUUUAUUUUCAAAAUCUGUUAACAUGGAGAACACUCUGUGUGGUUUUGUUUUUGAAACUGGGGCAGUCCUUUUAUGGAACAGUAAUAAACUGACGGACAUUAAACUCAUAUUUUGAAAAGAUCGAGGCUAUCUUGAUAAUUCUACCCUGGUCUUUCAGAGUUUGUUUUUGCCUGGCUCCAGUUCUACCUCUCUGCUCCUGUCUGCCCUUCCAUGAUUAGCAUUUCAGUAUCUCUCAGCUCUGGACACAUUUCCAGGCACUAUCAUCCAUGCCAUCAACUACCACCU
Molecule: messenger RNA, 3457 nt
Organism: Onychomys torridus (southern grasshopper mouse)
Lineage: Eukaryota; Metazoa; Chordata; Mammalia; Rodentia; Cricetidae
Gene: Casq2
Product: calsequestrin 2
Exons: 12
Coding region: 913-2208 (431 amino acids)
Biological process (GO): regulation of cardiac muscle contraction by regulation of the release of sequestered calcium ion
Cellular component (GO): sarcoplasmic reticulum lumen
Molecular function (GO): calcium ion binding
Source: RefSeq, a predicted model, not a curated record